Mesitornis unicolor (brown roatelo) is the source of this 1092-nucleotide messenger RNA. It is a transcript of the gene POU1F1, whose product is annotated as POU class 1 homeobox 1. The transcript is spliced from 7 exons. The record is from RefSeq and is a predicted model, not a curated record. Bases 1 to 1092 code for a protein of 363 amino acids. NCBI's taxonomy places the organism in Eukaryota, Metazoa, Chordata, Aves, Mesitornithiformes, Mesitornithidae. Gene Ontology annotation, molecular function: RNA polymerase II cis-regulatory region sequence-specific DNA binding; DNA-binding transcription factor activity, RNA polymerase II-specific. Gene Ontology annotation, biological process: regulation of transcription by RNA polymerase II.
AUGACUUGCCAAGCGUUUGCUUCAUCUGACACCUUUGUGUCCUUGAAUUCUGACUCUUCUCCCUCUCUGCCUCUGAUAAUGCAUCACAGCGCCGCAGAGUGCCUGCCAGUUUCUAACCAUGCCACCAAUGUUGUGUCUACAGUUCCAUCUGUUUUGUCUUUGAUCCAAACUCCUCUAUGCUUCCGUAUCCACCUUGUCAUGACGCCUUUGGGAAACACUUUGGCAGGCCUUCAUUACUCUGUACCUUCCUGUCAUUAUGGAAAUCAACCAUCUACCUAUGGGGUGAUGGCAGGUGUUAAGCCUGCAACUCCAGAGAUGCUAUCAGCAAGUCUCUCCCAGAGUCGCAUCUUACAGACAUGCAGCAUGCCACAUCCCAAUGUGGUAAAUGGUGUCAGCACCUUGCAAAGUAGCCUUACCCCUUGUCUUUAUAAAUUCCCGGAGCACACCCUGAGUGCCAGCUCCUGUGCCCUGGGCCAUGGCUUCACACCCAUGCACCAGUCCCUCCUCGCAGAUGAUCCCACCACUGCAGACUUCAAGCAGGAGUUCCGCAGGAAAAGCAAGUCUGUUGAAGAGCCUGUCGACAUGGACUCCCCUGAAAUCAGGGAACUGGAGAAGUUUGCUAACGAAUUUAAGCUGCGGAGAAUUAAGCUGGGUUAUACACAAACCAAUGUUGGAGAAGCACUGGCUGCUGUGCAUGGCUCUGAAUUCAGCCAAACUACUAUUUGCCGGUUUGAAAACUUGCAGCUGAGUUUCAAGAAUGCAUGCAAACUGAAAUCGAUACUGUCCAAGUGGCUGGAGGAAGCAGAACAAGUAGGAGCUUUAUACAAUGAAAAGGUUGGAGUGAACGAGCGGAAAAGGAAGCGUAGAACUACCAUAAGUAUCGCUGCCAAAGAAGCCCUAGAGAGGCACUUUGGAGAACAAAGUAAGCCUUCUUCUCAGGAGAUUAUGAGGAUGGCAGAGGGGCUCAAUCUUGAGAAAGAAGUUGUGAGAGUUUGGUUUUGCAACAGAAGACAAAGGGAAAAAAGAGUGAAGACGAGUUUACACCAGAACGCCUUCAGUUCUAUUAUCAAGAACCAUCACGAAUGCCGGUAA